UGAUGUCAAGUGGCCGCCCAGCACUUCUCUCGUUUGCCCAGGCUGCCGCCUUGGCCGUGUGUCAGUGUCUGGCCGUGGAGGCCACUCACCCGUCCAGCCCGGGCUUUGAGGACUGCGGCGCCAGCGAGGCCGCGACGCCCAUGCCCGUGCGGCACGUCCGCCCCGUCAGAGCGAAGAAGCACAGGCAGCCGCCCGCGCCCGCCGCGCCCGUCGUGGUCCAGCUCAUGGAAAUGGGCUUUCCCAGGAGGAACAUCGAGUUCGCGCUCAAGUCGCUCACGGGCACCGCCGGGAAUGCUGCGGGCUCGCCGGGCGUGGAGGCCCUGGUGGGGUGGCUGCUGGACCACGCCGACGUGCAGGUCACGGACCUCUCUGACGCAGACACGGGGUCGGAGGAGUGUUCCGACGAGGAGGGCGUGGACGACGUGGACGACAUGGCCUAUGCCGUGUCUGCUGGCGCUGUCGUAACAGAGAGCCAGACUUACAAGAGACGAGCCGACUUCCUGAGUAACGACGAUUACGCCGUGUACGUGCGCGAGAACGUCCAGGUGGGAAUGAUGGUGAGAUGCUGUCGAACGUACGAGGAGGUGUCGGAAGGAGACGUGGGGAAAGUGAUCAAGCUGGACAGAGAUGGGUUACACGACCUCAACGUGCAGUGCGAUUGGCAGCAGAAAGGAGGCACUUACUGGGUCAGGUAUAUUCACGUGGAACUUAUAGGCUAUCCUCCACCAAGUUCUCCUUCUCACAUCAAGAUUGGUGAUAAAGUCCGUGUCAAAGCCUCCGUCACCACCCCAAAAUACAAGUGGGGAUCCGUGACCCAUCAAAGCGUGGGGGUUGUGAAAGUUUCGAUCUUAAUUUCAGGUUUUGAUUGGUGGCAGAGAUGUUUCAGGCACUUUCUGUUCUGUGCUAGCGUUCAGCGCCAACGGCAAAGACGUCAUCGUCGACUUCCCGCAGCAGUCCCACUGGACCGGGCUGCUGUCGGAGAUGGAGCUGGUGCCGAGCGUUCACCCUGGGGUCACGUGCGAUGGCUGUCAGAUGUUUCCUAUCAACGGAUCUAGAUUCAAAUGCCGAAACUGUGAUGACUUCGACUUUUGUGAGACGUGUUUCAAGACCAGAAAACACAACACCAGGCAUACAUUUGGCAGAAUAAAUGAGCCAGGUACGGUAGGGUGGCAGCGUUCUC
Pteropus alecto (black flying fox) is the source of this 1180-nucleotide messenger RNA. RefSeq names its product E3 ubiquitin-protein ligase HERC2. The coding region runs from base 3 to 1055 and encodes 350 amino acids. The record is from RefSeq and is a predicted model, not a curated record. The transcript has 7 exons. Gene Ontology annotation, molecular function: K63-linked polyubiquitin modification-dependent protein binding; zinc ion binding; protein kinase C binding. Gene Ontology annotation, cellular component: aggresome; amphisome. Gene Ontology annotation, biological process: aggrephagy; mitophagy; endosome organization. Lineage: Eukaryota; Metazoa; Chordata; Mammalia; Chiroptera; Pteropodidae.